Molecule: messenger RNA, 2560 nt
Organism: Solenopsis invicta (red fire ant)
Lineage: Eukaryota; Metazoa; Arthropoda; Insecta; Hymenoptera; Formicidae
Exons: 2
Coding region: 579-1733 (384 amino acids)
Source: RefSeq, a predicted model, not a curated record
AUACAUAGCAUCCCACUUUUCAUGUUGAUUACAUUUAUAUUUCUUGUGCAGAACAAAAUUGGCAAGUCAGAAAGUCAGUUCAAGGAAAUAGGAUAGUAACGCGCGACAGAAAAGAAACAAAUCUAUAUUUAAGUCGUUUAACGGGUUUUACAGAAAAUCAUUAUAUAAUAUUGUUCAGAAUUGAGCGAUAAUUGAACGACGAGGACUAAAAACGGUUAACGCGAUACGAUAUGUCGAAACGACACCGCUAGCGAGUAAACAAAUAUAUUAAUACAGGCAUGGCCCACAAACUAUAGCUCGAGCUUCUCCGCUUCCCCUUCCACACGCGCGAGUCACGUGCGUCAUACUGUAGCAUAAUAGGGACCGAAAGGGGUCGUAUGGAGAGGAUAGGUGGAUCGCGGAGUCAGAAGGAAAGACGGGAAGAAGCAACCGUGCGAAGAGGGAGCAGGUUCUCCUCCUCGCAUGCUUCGUGGACGCCCACGGGGCCAUGCCUGUAUUAAUACUAUUCUAGUUGUCGAGGCAAUAAUCUCCAUUAAAAAUUCAAUUUUUAUUUUAUACAAGUCGCAUAUUCGAACAACAUGUCCCAUGUCGAAGAUUCCCAGAGAUGGCUCAAUGAGGUGAUGUCGAAGAUCAUCGAGAACCUCGGACCGAACGCGGACGAAGCUCGAUACGAACUAUCGAAAUCUAUCGUUUUGAUUAUGACCGGCAUAUAUUACGUACGCUUGCAGUUUAAGAAUAAGACAAACGGUCAGAACGAGAAAUUGUCUAUUGUACUGAAAAGACCACUGCAGGAUUUGUGCGGGUUUCGCAUCGAAAAACAGUUUUACAACGAGAUGCUGUUCUACCAAAUGUACGUCCGACCGGACGAAAAUCAUCCGAGAUGUUUCUACGUUAAUGAACGGUUGCCUACCGAUUCAGUGAUCGCCUUAGAGAACGUCAACGAACGAGGCUAUUAUUCCUGCCCAAAACAGUACGACCCUCCUUUGCAGUACACAUUGGCGGCGAUGCGCGAAUUGGGACGAUUUCACGGCAAAGGGUACGUUAUGAAGGAACAGCGACGGAAAGAAUUCUUCGACUUCGUGGAUCGACUUCAAGCUGCCAGAUACACGAAAAUGAUGAACUUCUAUAGAAUCGUAGUAAAUAUUUGUGCUACACGAGGAGUGGAAUAUCUUCGCAGACAAAGUUACGAUGCAAUUUUCUGUGAUAAGAUGGAGGCCUUGCUGUCAAACGGGUUUAAUGAAGUGAUGAUAAAGAUGGAACCACUGGAACCUUUAUCCACCCUGUGCCACGGCGAUUUUACAUUAAGCAACGUUCUCUUUAAGACAGAAAAGGAAGGACAGUAUCGCGCGAUGCUAAUCGAUUUAGCGCUUAUUAUGUAUUCUACUCCUGUCGUCGAUCUUUCUACAUAUCUCUUCAUGUGUUGCACGAAUGAGGAGAGAAGAGAGAAAUUUUCUGACAUCAUGCGGGCCUAUCAUGACGCUCUGAUUGAGUAUUUGCUGGAUGCUGGCAUUCAAGACAUUGAGAAAUACUCGUAUAAUGCUCUGUUGGACGAUUUUAAGAGAGGUGCUCUAUUCGGUUUACUUCUUGCCCCAAUGAUUUUACCAGCAUUAUUCGGAUACGACAGUGUCACAGAAAUACGUAAAAGUUUAAAUUUACGACUUAUUAAGUGGAGACGACUUAUCAAAAUGAUUAAAAACAACUCAAAUUGGAUACAAUUUAACGUUACAAAUUGAACAGUGUAUACCAGCCACAGCUGAUCAUACUGAUAAUGAGUAACAUUAUUUACAUUUUCUGGUUUAAGUGAAUGCCACACUGAACAUAUAGCCAAGGAUUUUUCGCGGAGAUGGAAUAGAUGCUUUCAAGUAUCAAAAUUAUUAAAUUGCUCGACAAUUUAAUAAUAUUAUGCAUUCUGACAUAAUGCAAUAACUAUAUUUCAAGUCCAAUUAACGUGCAGCGCGCAGUACGCAUAAGCCAAACAGUGUAAGAAUUAUUCAGUACUAAUUGUAAGAUUUGCUGCGAGUGAUAUAAGCCAUCUCAUGUUUAUGUUUAACUUUUUCAUGGAUCCGAAUUUCAAACUUGUUAUUAAUCUACAUCGAUUAAUAACUGUACAUGUCAAAAAAUUUGUAUGGAAAUGUUCUUGCUUUUAUUUCAUUUUGUAUCCAUUUUUAGGAACUUUUUGUAAUUUAAGAAAUAUCACGAUUGUCACGAUUUAAGAUUAAGAAAUUAGAUAGGAUCAGAAACAAAAAAUUUUUUAAAUUCUUAAUCCAUAUAAAUGUAAUCUUUGUUCAAACCAUCAUCAAGUUAGAAAACAGAUUUUUACAAUAACAGCAAAUUUUGGAAAAAAAUUGUGAUAUUGUAAUCUUUUCCCGUGACUAUUUCCUACUGCAAAAGUAAAAAAUUGGAAAUUUUAUUUAAUUGUAGUUUGAAUGAAAGAGAAAAAUGUUUUAAUAUCUCCUAAACAUUUUGAAUCAAGUAGAUUAAAACUAGAGGAGUUAUAUGUUAUUAAUAAGAACUUUAAUACGUCAACAAUAUUUCAAAAAGUAAGGCAAACGCAAGAAAU